AUGCACCACCAAUCCACCCUGAAGUCCCUCCUCACCCUCUGUCUCACUCUACCCGCAUUAACAACCGCAAUCCCCUACACCACCACCACAACUUCAUCCUCAUCCUCAUCAUCCCUCUCCAGCAUCGCGCACGAAACCCCCACCGCAUUCGGCGCAGCAGGCAUAAAAAACAACACAGAGACCUGCCCGCCCUCGCACGCGUCGAAGCAAUGCUGCACCAACAUCGGCGACGAGCUCGAGGAGAUUUUUGGAGAACUGGGCGAGAUUGCGCCGCUGAUUGGUGAUGUGAAUGUGAAUUCGAGGACGGGGCUGAGUUGCAACGCCGUGUCCGAAAACUCCGAAUGCGGACUCAGUCUGAUGUGCUGUUCCGGUAAACCUGGGAAUCCGAAGAAGGGCGAUAAGACACCAAGUGAGGGUUCGCAGGAGCCCGGAACCCAAUCCGUCAUCCAGAGCGGAUGUAUCUCGUUCAACGACGCGGUGGAGCUGGGCAAGGAGGAGGCUGCUGCUGAGGCGCCGAGUUCGGUGGUGGCUCAUGCGAGUGCUAGUGCGAGUGCGACUCCAACCUCUACUUCGAGGAUGCUUUAA
This is a messenger RNA of Aspergillus puulaauensis, 585 nucleotides long. RefSeq lists its product as uncharacterized. The transcript is spliced from 3 exons. The record is from RefSeq and is a predicted model, not a curated record. The coding region runs from base 1 to 585 and encodes 194 amino acids. Lineage: Eukaryota; Fungi; Ascomycota; Eurotiomycetes; Eurotiales; Aspergillaceae.